This is a messenger RNA of Paramacrobiotus metropolitanus, 4193 nucleotides long. RefSeq names its product sodium/potassium-transporting ATPase subunit alpha-B-like. Gene Ontology annotation, cellular component: membrane. The coding region runs from base 689 to 3805 and encodes 1038 amino acids. Lineage: Eukaryota; Metazoa; Tardigrada; Eutardigrada; Parachela; Macrobiotidae. Gene Ontology annotation, molecular function: ATP hydrolysis activity; ATP binding; P-type sodium:potassium-exchanging transporter activity. The transcript is spliced from 14 exons. Gene Ontology annotation, biological process: sodium ion export across plasma membrane; potassium ion import across plasma membrane; intracellular sodium ion homeostasis. The record is from RefSeq and is a predicted model, not a curated record.
AAAAACGUAACUAAAUGCUUGUAUUAAUCUCCAGCCAAUACAGCUGACACCAACACUCACCUCCAGACCCCGUCUCAACUCAGUGGCUUGUUAACCUAAACCUGCUGGGUCGUUGCUGUAGUGCACCGCGGCGGUGUAAACUGAUUUCCAAAAUCGGCUGCCGCCGACCGAAUGUGCGUAUAUGCGUAUUCCGUGCUGCGCCGGACAUUUACCCGUGAUUUAUACCAGAGUAAUAUCAUUUUUACGACACUGCUUUGUAAUACAAGAGCUAAAGAGCUUCUAAAGGAAGGGGUUUUCAGUUUAAGUGUUGUCUGCGGGACGUCCUUGUUAGCCGUGUAAUUUCCUCAUACUGUCACGGUCCCCAUCACAGACCAUUCCAGUACCGAAAAACGGCUACACCUUAUUCCGUCGCUCACCGCACCGGCAGCUGCUGUACAUCGCUCACUAAUCAGCGGCUGAACAAUACCCUGCAUUUGCUCAGCUGUUUCCCAGUUUUGUUAGUCCACACAAUAGACAGGCACUGCGCGUGCUACGGGCGAGGAUGUGACAGGAAAGGGAAAGAAAUCGCCACUCGCCGAUCCAGAAACCUUUUGCUCAGAAAUUGUGAUUUCCAAGAUUAAAGUCUACCCAGAGUAUCUGUGGAUUCCUUGGUUUAAUUUCCACAUUCCUAUUAAAUUAUUCUCCAGAGAUGUCGUACAAACCAGUUGCAACCAGUGACCCACAGCAUGGGCAUGCAGAAAGUUACCGUGUGGCAACAGCCCCCAUUGCACCUGACAACGGUAAAGUGCCGACGAAAAAGAAGGGCAAGGACAAGAAAGAUGGCCUUGACGACCUCAAACAAGAAUUGGAUAUGGACGAGCAUACCGUACCUAUUGAAGACCUAUGCAGAAGACUUGAAGUCGAUCCAACAAGAGGCCUUACCCAUGCUAUUGCCAAGCGGAAUUUUGAGCGGGAUGGGCCGAACGCUCUGACCCCUCCGAAGACCACCCCAGAAUGGUUGAAAUUCUGCAAACAGUUGUUUGGCGGUUUCUCCCUUCUACUGUGGGUGGGAGCUGUUUUAUGCUUUAUUGCAUAUGGUGUGACAGCGGCGCGUGAAGAUGAGCCUCCUGCUGACAAUUUGUACCUGGGCAUUGUGUUGACGGCGGUCGUGGUUAUCACCGGCUGCUUCUCAUAUUACCAGGAAGCCAAAUCCGCCCGCAUCAUGGACUCAUUCAAGAAUCUGAUCCCGGCCUACGCGACCGUUAUACGUGAGGGUGAAAAGAACAGUUUACUGGCGGAACAGCUGGUCCUUGGUGAUUUGGUCGAGGUCAAGGGAGGCGAUCGUAUUCCGGCUGAUAUCCGUAUCAUAGAGUGCCGUGGAAUGAAGGUGGAUAACUCUUCGUUGACAGGAGAAUCCGAACCGCAAUCCCGCAGUCACCAGACGACGCACACCAAUCCUCUGGAAACCAAAAAUUUGGCAUUUUUCUCGACUAACAUUGUCGAAGGCGUGGGUACUGGAAUCGUGAUUAAUACCGGUGACAGAACGGUUAUGGGUCGUAUUGCCAAUUUGGCCAGUGGCCUGGAGAUGGGCCAGACACCAAUUGCCCGCGAGAUCUCACAUUUUAUCCACAUCAUUACCGGUGUGGCCGUAUUCCUGGGAGUUACGUUUUUCAUUAUUUGUAUUUUCCUGAACUACUUCUGGCUGGAUGCUGUGGUGUUCCUGAUUGGUAUUAUUGUGGCUAACGUCCCGGAAGGUCUGCUGGCUACGGUCACGGUGUGCUUGACACUGACGGCCAAACGCAUGGCCGUUAAGAACUGCUUGGUCAAGAACUUGGAAGCCGUCGAGACGCUGGGUUCCACUUCGACCAUCUGCUCGGAUAAGACCGGCACUCUGACCCAGAAUCGUAUGACAGUGGCCCAUAUGUGGUUUGAUAACCAAAUUAUGGAGUCCGAUACAACGGAAACACAGCAAAAUGCGGGAAGUUUCGACCGAAAUUCAGCGAGCUGGAGAGCCUUGGUGCGUUGUGCGGCACUGUGCAAUCGUGCCACUUUCAAACCGAACCAGGAAAAAGUGGCUAUCCUCAAUCGUCAAGUCAACGGUGAUGCAUCGGAGGCGGCUUUGUUGAAAUUCGUGGAGCUGACCAUUGGCCAAGUGGUGGAAUAUCGGGAGCGUAAUAAAAAAGUCUGCGAAAUUCCCUUCAACUCCACAAACAAAUAUCAAGUGUCCAUUCAUGAAACUGAAGAGCCAAAUGAUCCGCGCUACGUCUUGGUGAUGAAGGGUGCCCCGGAACGCAUUUUCGACUUGUGCUCAUCAAUACUCAUCGGCGGUCACGAAGAGGCGGCCACCGCCGAAUGGAAACGCCGCUUCGAGGACGCCUACCGUGAACUCGGUGGGUUAGGCGAACGUGUGAUCGGUUUCUGCGAUAUGAUGCUGCCGGCGGACCAAUUCCCGCCCGGCUAUCCGUUUGACCCCGAGGAAUAUAACUUCCCACAAAAUGGCUUCCGCUUUUUGGGUCUGAUGUCCAUGAUUGAUCCACCGCGUGCUGCCGUACCCGAUGCGGUCAGUAAAUGCCGCAGUGCCGGCAUUAAGGUCAUCAUGGUGACCGGUGACCAUCCGAUCACCGCUAAGGCUAUUGCGCGCAGUGUCGGCAUUAUUUCGGCCGGUAAUGAAACAGUGGAGGAGAUUGCAGAGCGUUUGGGUGUGGACCGCAGUGAAGUGGAUCCGCGCAAGGCGCGGGCGUGUGUAAUCCACGGACAGGAUUUACGAAGCAUGGACGAGGCACAGAUUGAUGACAUUUUAUCGAAUCACGAUGAGAUUGUCUUUGCCCGGACGUCACCGCAACAAAAACUGAUUAUCGUGGAGGGAUGCCAGCGACAGGGAGCCAUUGUGGCUGUCACUGGUGACGGUGUGAACGACUCUCCUGCUUUGAAAAAGGCUGAUAUUGGUGUGGCUAUGGGUAUUGCGGGAAGUGAUGUGAGCAAACAAGCUGCCGACAUGAUUCUGCUGGAUGAUAACUUCGCCUCUAUUGUGGUGGGUAUUGAAGAAGGACGUUUGAUUUUCGAUAACUUGAAGAAAUCUAUCGCCUACACUCUGACGUCCAACAUUCCGGAAAUCACGCCCUUCCUCUUCUUUAUUCUACUUGACAUCCCUCUGGCGCUCGGCACAGUUACGAUCUUGUGCAUCGAUUUAGGCACAGACAUGGUACCAGCUAUUUCUUUGGCCUAUGAAAAAGCGGAGAGCGAUAUUAUGAAACGCCGACCACGUAAUCCAAAGCUUGACCGUCUGGUGAAUGAGCGCUUAAUUGGUCUGGCAUACGGACAAAUCGGCAUGAUUCAGGCCUUGGCGGGAUUUUUUACCUACUUUGUCAUCAUGGGUGAGAAUGGCUUCCGACCGUACGAUCUGCUGAAAAUCCGUGACCGUUGGGAAGCGAAAGGCAUCAACGAUUUGCAGGACUCUUAUGGACAGGAAUGGACCUUUGAGCGACGUAAGGUUCUGGAAUAUACUUGUCACACGGCGUUCUUCGUGGCUAUCGUCGUGGUGCAAUGGGCGGAUUUGAUCAUCUCCAAAACCCGACGCAACUCGAUCUUCCACCAAGGAAUGGAUAACUGGAUGUUGAACUUCGGUCUGGUGUUCGAAACCGUUUUGGCUGCCUUCCUAUCAUACUGCCCCGGCAUGGACAAGGGUCUUCGAAUGUAUCCUUUGAAGAUAAACUGGUGGUUUCCUGCCAUGCCAUUCAGUUUGAUGAUCUGGAUUUAUGAUGAAUGCCGUCGAUACAUUUUGCGUCGCAAUCCAGGUGGUUUUAUUGAACGCGAAACAUAUUAUUGAUUGCUUAUACGUCAGAGCAACGCGCGCGGGGAUGGCAUUAUUAUCCUAUAUUGUAUUUUCAUCCCGAAUUUCGGCAAAGAAAUGUGAAAAAUUGGUAUCCUGUGCAAUUAAUAAACGCAGAAGGGAUUCAACAAGCGUGGACGGGUUUGUUGUGGUGUGUUCGUUUAUUUUUUUUCUCCUGUUUUCCGUGUGGCUUGUCUUUUUUGGGGCAAGCCGAAAAAUAACUUAUGUCCUCUAGCCAUUGUCCUCAGCUGAUGAUUUGUGGUUUUGCGAGUGUGUUGAUGAUGAUUGUUGUUGACUUUAUUAUGUGCUCUCGCAUUUCACUUAUUCUUCAGUUAUUAGUCCAAACCGAGUCAAAGCAGAAAUGCUUAAAAGUAACCAAGAAUGA